Molecule: messenger RNA, 1538 nt
Organism: Aspergillus brunneoviolaceus CBS 621.78
Lineage: Eukaryota; Fungi; Ascomycota; Eurotiomycetes; Eurotiales; Aspergillaceae
Product: glycosyltransferase family 15 protein
Exons: 4
Coding region: 259-1431 (390 amino acids)
Biological process (GO): protein N-linked glycosylation; cell wall mannoprotein biosynthetic process; protein O-linked glycosylation
Cellular component (GO): Golgi apparatus; membrane
Molecular function (GO): alpha-1,2-mannosyltransferase activity
Source: RefSeq, a predicted model, not a curated record
CUAGUCUUCCUUCCACACCGUCCACUUCGUCCACUGCGUAGUUGAGAUCUUACCGUGGGAUCUCAGGUCUCCAGCUCUUUUCUUUUCCCUCUUCUUCACUUCAUAUUGUCGCUCGCUUUUUCCUCUUUAUUCCCCAAUUCUCCACGUCAAGCGGUCCCGUGCGAAAGGCCUCCAUAUUUACCACAUUCACUCCGCUCUGCGCCAGUCUAGCCACAUCAACAGACUUGAGAUUUUGAAAGCACAGAAACCUCGGUGAUCAUGGCUCUAGGGCCAGUCCGAUAUCUCCUGUUUGCUGUCACAGGACUGGCACUUUUCUUCCUGAUAUCGAGAAGCGCAAUCCCGAUCCCGGAGCAGAUCGGAUCGAAACUCAACUAUGGAUCCUCCUCCUCAUCCUCUUCGUACUCCCAGAGCGAUGCCGCCGCCGCAUACUCAUCCAACAAGGUCAUCCCCGCGGCCGACCGCAUGAACGCAACCUUUGUCACCUUGGCCCGGAACAGCGACCUUUGGGAGAUGGUCAAGUCGAUCCGCACGGUGGAGGACCGGUUCAACCGCAACUAUCACUACGACUGGGUGUUCCUGAACGACAAGCCCUUUGACGAUGAGUUCAUCAAGAUCACCUCGGCGCUCGUCUCCGGAGAAACCCAUUAUGGCGUGAUUCCCAAGGAGCAUUGGUCAUACCCCGAAUGGAUCGAUCAGGAGAAAGCGAAGAAGGUGCGGCAGGAGAUGGGCGAGAAGAAGAUCAUCUACGGCGAUUCGGAAAGCUACCGCCACAUGUGCCGCUACGAAUCGGGCUUCUUCUUCCGCCACCCGCUGAUGCUGAACUACGAAUACUACUGGCGUGUGGAGCCCAGCAUCGAGCUCUACUGCGACGUCCCGCUGGAUCCGUUCCGUUUCAUGAAGGAGAACAACAAGAAGUACAGCUUCACGCUCAGUCUCUACGAAUACUAUGACACGAUCCCGACCCUCUGGGACACCACGCAGAAAUUCGUCGGCGAACACCCGGAACACAUCUCGAGCGACAACUCUAUGGGCUUCUUGAGUGACGAUGGCGGCAAGACCUACAACAAAUGCCACUUCUGGUCCAACUUCGAAGUCGGAAGCCUGGAAUGGCUGAGAUCGAAGGCGUACAUCGAUUACUUUGAGACCCUGGACCAUGCCGGUGGUUUCUUCUACGAGCGUUGGGGUGAUGCCCCGGUCCACUCGAUUGCCGCCGGCCUGCUUCUCGACAAGGACCAGAUUCAUUUCUUUGAUGAGAUCGGCUACUAUCACGUGCCAUUCACCCACUGUCCAACCGAGGAGAAGAAGAGACUGGACCUGAGAUGCUCCUGCAACCCUAGCGAGAACUUUGAUUGGAAGGGUUACUCUUGCACAUCUCGGUACUUCCAGAUCAACAACCUGGACAAGCCCAAGGGCUAUGAGGCCCAAACCUGACUCCGCAUGAUUGGAUUAAUUUUGAUUUCGGCAACCUUCAUCUGCGUUAUUUUAGUCCUACUCAACAGAAAAUCCCGGGUACUAGUGGUCAACAGAGCAGGUCAUCU